AUGUCUAGAGCUAAUACCAAUACAGACAAAGUAUACGAUAUAAUAGAUAAGGAAGAAUUGGCAAAAGUUAGAAAACUAGGCUAUUAUGAUACCAUAAAAUAUUUAAAUAGAUUCAAUUUACCAAUAAAAUUAACAGACGAGGAAUUGAAAAACCUAACUUCUAUUGAUAAGGAAGCACGCAAGAGGAAAUUAGACUCAGAAUUAAGUUCCUUUGCUCAAAAAAUUAGACAGAAAAGAAAAAAAACCACUAAUAAACAGUACCAUACUUUUUUAGAAACAUUUUCCAAUAAAAGGAAAUAUAGUCAAAACAAGCUUAACACUAAGCACAGUAACGGUACCGAUGCUAACACCAAUAUUAAUAAUUAUUCAUUAAGGCCCAGCAUUGAUGUAAGCCCAGAAACAUUUACUCAUUUAUUAUUAAGGGCACCUAGAGUCUCCACUGAACAAUUUGAACAAAUGGAUAGCUCAGAACUUACUGAAUAUUUCAAUAAUAGAAGAAAUAAGGAUUCACUAGAGAUUUUUUUAAAGUAUAACCAAAGGAAACCACAGCAAUCUCAACAGCAUCAAGAAAAAUCGAUGCAAUGA
Messenger RNA from Saccharomycodes ludwigii, 585 nucleotides. RefSeq lists its product as uncharacterized. Lineage: Eukaryota; Fungi; Ascomycota; Saccharomycetes; Saccharomycodales; Saccharomycodaceae. The record is from RefSeq and is a predicted model, not a curated record. The coding region runs from base 1 to 585 and encodes 194 amino acids. The transcript has a single exon.